AUGAGUCUCCGAAAGCAGACCCCGAGUGACUUCCUGAAGCAAAUCAUCGGCAGACCAGUGGUGGUCAAGCUGAACUCCGGCGUCGAUUACCGAGGAGUUCUGGCUUGCCUUGACGGUUACAUGAACAUCGCCAUCGAGCAGACGGAAGAGUAUGUCAACGGGCAGCUCAAAAACAAGUACGGUGAUGCCUUUCUACGAGGUAACAACGUUCUUUAUAUCAGCACACAGAAGAGGAAAGUCUAG
Nerophis lumbriciformis (worm pipefish) is the source of this 243-nucleotide messenger RNA. The record is from RefSeq and is a predicted model, not a curated record. Lineage: Eukaryota; Metazoa; Chordata; Actinopteri; Syngnathiformes; Syngnathidae.